This is a messenger RNA of Perkinsus marinus ATCC 50983, 391 nucleotides long. RefSeq lists its product as hypothetical. The transcript has 4 exons. Gene Ontology annotation, cellular component: plasma membrane. Gene Ontology annotation, molecular function: nucleotide binding; ATPase-coupled intramembrane lipid carrier activity. Gene Ontology annotation, biological process: phospholipid translocation. The record is from RefSeq and is a predicted model, not a curated record. The annotation marks the transcript as partial. Lineage: Eukaryota; Perkinsozoa; Perkinsida; Perkinsidae.
AUGCCCUUUACUAAUGAGAGGAAGAGGAGUACUGUUAUAUUGGAGCCACCAGGGGAUGAUAAUGAUGUACUGUAUGUGUACACUAAGGGGGCAGAUGAUGUUAUGCUGCCACGACUAAGCGACCAACAAACUGGAUGCCAGGGGGUGACUGCAUCUGUGGCGGCCGCCGUGAACAGAUAUAGUCUCGAGGGAUUCCGUACGCUCAUAUUUGCGAUGAAGGGAAUAUUAAAGGAACAAUGGCAUGAAUAUAAGAAAAGGAUGAACGAUAUAGCACUCAUGGAGCCUGGUAGUGUUAAGGAGAGUCUACUCGAGGCGAUAUAUGAAGAGGUAGAAUCGGAGUUAAUACCAUUAGGAUGUACUGGGAUGGAGGAUAGACUGCAGGAGCAUGUAG